Pogona vitticeps (central bearded dragon) is the source of this 6432-nucleotide messenger RNA. NCBI's taxonomy places the organism in Eukaryota, Metazoa, Chordata, Lepidosauria, Squamata, Agamidae. The record is from RefSeq and is a predicted model, not a curated record.
AGCCGCCGGUGGUGUCGGCCCCAGGGCCAGGAGGAGGCGGAGGGGGAGGAGGGCCGCGGGGCCGUGAGAGCUCGGAGCUGCCUUUGCCUGCCGGCUGGGAGGAGGCGAGAGACUACGACGGCCGCGUCUUCUACAUCGACCACAACACCCGGCAGACUUCGUGGAUCGACCCCCGGGACAGGAUUACGAAGCCUUUAACUUUUGCUGACUGUGUUGGUGAUGAACUGCCUUUGGGAUGGGAAACUGUUUACGAUCAGCAGAUUGGUGUUUAUUACAUGGACCAUAUAAAUCAACUGACACAAAUUGAGGAUCCAAGGGAGCAAUGGAGAAGAGAGCAGGAGCGUAUGCUAAAGGAAUAUUUAGUUGUUGCCCAGGAAGCACUUAAUGCCAAAAAGGAAAUUUACCAAAUUAAGCAGCAGCGUUUUGAGUUAGCACAAGAAGAAUACCAACAACUGCAUAAAUUGUGUGAAGAUGACAGUCGCUCUUAUGCCAGUUCCUUCUCUGGAUUUUCAACUAAUACCAAAUAUGACCCAUGUCAGAUUAAAGCGGAAAUAGCAAGUCGACGUGACAGACUUUCUAGAUUAAAACGAGAAUUAACACAAAUGAAGCAAGAAUUACAGUACAAAGAGAAAGGAGUAGAGACACUGCAAGAGAUAGAUCGUAAGAUAUCAAAUGCUCACAUGAAUUACAAAUUGGAUGAAGCUCAAGCAAUAAUGAAUGAGCUUCGAAGCAUUAGGAAGGCUAUAUGUAUGGGUGAAAGAGAGCGGCAAGACCUGAUGCAGAGUUUGGUGAAGCUGACAGAUGGAUUCAGAAAUAGCUGCUGUAUUCAAGAACCUUUGCAGGACUUUUACGGCUCAAUCAGUGACUCCAGUUUACCUCAACAACACUGUGAUGCUUGUUCUCAAACUGACAUCAUUGGAGAGUUUGGAUUUGAUGAUCAAACCAGACAUGCUGACAAAAUAAAAUUGAGUUGGCAGUAUGAAGAGGCCAAGAAAAAGGUUUUCAGUAUACAGCAACAGUUGGCUCUACAGGAUAAUGAAUCUUGGCCAGGAAUGGUGGAAGCUGACAGGGACCAUCUUCAGCUCAUCAAAGAAAAAGAAGCUCUCUUACAAGAGCUGCAGUUCAUAAGUCAACAGCGGCGGCCGCAAGAAGACAUUGAACGUUUGGAGGAAGAAAAACGGCGCUUGGAGAUUGAGAUCCAGCAGGCUCGGGCCACUUCUUCUCAUGGUGCUGCUGAAAGGAUACUGUUACAGGAGAAGAAGAAUUGUUUACUCAUGCAGUUGGAAGAAGCAACUCGUUUAGCUUCCUAUUUAUACUCCCAACUAAAAAGCCUAUCUGCCAGCACCUUGACAGUAUCCUCUGGCAGCAGUCGGGGAUCGCUGGCCUCCAGCCGUGGAUCAUUGGCAUCUAGUAGGGGCUCCCUGAGUUCUGUCAGCUUCACAGACAUCUAUGGUGUUCCUCAGUAUGAAAAAUCAGAAAGUGCUGCAGAGUAUGGGCAGCAUGCACGCUAUGAUCCCGCUCCAGUUGAUGCUCAUAGCAAAGAUGUACAGUACCUUGAAUCUGUUGGACCUUCUAAUAGCAGUAAGCAAAGGAGAUCUUUGGAUACUCCCUUGUCUUUGGCAUCUCUGUCAUCACGGUCAUCUCUGUCCUCAUUGUCUCCUCCAAGUUCACCCUUGGAUACUCCUUUCCUGCCUGCUUCUCGGGAUUCUCCUUUGGCCCAAAGAUCAGAAGGAUAUGAAGAUAUAAUGGGCACUGGUGCCUUAGAAGUAUUCCGAGCUCAGGUCUCUAGCUUGGGUGAAGAUAAAGCACAAGAAGCAGUGUCAGCUAAGGCUCCUGAUUUUUCCACAAGCAGCGAAGGAUUGCGAGAAGUAGGGCUGACAAACAUUCCAAGCUCUGGAGCUGUGACUCUGCGUGAAGAUAGUGCUAGAAGGUCGGAGAGGAGAGCCAGGCGAGUUUCAGCAUGUCUGUCCAAUUAUUCACUGGCUAGUGACAGUGGCGUAUUUGAAGCUUUAAGCAAAAGGAACGAGGAUGCUGAAGAAUCACUCUAUAGUGAUGCUGUCAGUGGUGAUGGGCCCAAAAUGCAAGUUGGCUUUUUGCAUGACAGUGGAAGUGAAUGUCUUCUGGUCCAUGUGUUGCAGCUAAAGCAUUUCUCUGGCUUUGCUGUGAAAGAAGGAUGUAAAAUACAUGUGAGAAUAUACCUACCAUCUCUGGAUUCAGGCACAUCAACCACAUUUUGUUCUAGAGCCUUGGAAUUCCAGACUCCCUUAAUAUUUAAUGAAGUCUUCCAGAUUCCUGUGCAUUCAAGUAUUGGGAAGCUAAAAUCACUACAACUUUAUAUUUGUUCAGUUGGUCAGAACCAGCAAGAAGAAUUAUUGGGUAUUGCUCAGAUUAGCAUAGCUGAUUUUGAGAGUUAUGGUGAGCUGCAACUUCAGUGGUACCCUAUCCAGAUCUUCACUGGUUCAGAUCAUGAACAGAAAAAAGAGAAGUCCAAAUAUGAAGAAGGUGGUUCUCAGAUUUUAGAAAACAAAAGUGUGGUGAAAAUGGAUGCUGUAACUGCCCUUUUAGCUAGGACCACAGCACAGCUGGAAGCUGUGGAGAGAGAACUGGCAGAAGAGAGAGUGAAAUUGGAGUACACAGAAGAGGAAAUUCUAGAGAUGGAACAAAAGGAAGAUCAGUUGGAAGCAGUGUCAGAGAGGAGCUGGCAAGCAGAAUCCGUUGAUAGUGGAUGUGGUAAUUGCAUGCAGACAAGUCCACACCCAGAAUCCUAUUGUGGUGAAUCAUUACAUAGCCAUAUCUUUGCACCCCAGGCAGAUCAAUAUACCUCUGGAAAAAUCCAUCCUCUACCUUUAAAGGUGGAUAAGGAGACUAACACAGAAGAUCUUUUCCCAGAAGGAACAGCAUUAUUUCAUAAAGCCAGAGUUGGUCGUCGAUCCCGAGGCUCUCCAUUUGUCCGUAGCAGCACUAUUGUUCGUUCACAGACAUUCUCACCUGGUGCACGAAGUCAGUAUGUUUGCCGACUGUAUCGUAGCGAUAGUGACAGUUCCACCCUGCCAAGAAAGUCACCCUUCAUCCGAAAUACUUUGGAAAGACGUACAUUGCGUUACAAACAGCAAUCAUGUAGAUCAUCUCUGGCUGACCUUAUGGAACGGACUUCAUUGGACCUGGAGCUGGAUCUCCAGGCUUCCAGAACAAGGCAGAGGCACUUGAAUGACGAAUUAUCUGUUCUAAGAGAGUUGCGGCAGCGCCUAGAGGAUGCCCAGCUUACUGGUCAAACUGAUUUGCCUCACUGGGUCCUUCGGGAUGAACGAUUCCGAAACUUACUGAAGGAAGCAGAAAGGCAGACAAGAAAGACUAAAUUUGAACAUCGUCAGCAGCAAGCAGCUGAAAAAUUGCUUAAAAAAGCAUCCAAAGAAGUAUAUCAGCUGCGUGGCCAAAACCAGAAAGAACCUGUUCAAGUGCAGACCUUUCGGGAGAAGAUGGCAUUUUUCACAAGACCAAGGAUCAACAUACCUCUUCUGCCAGCGGAUGAUGUGUGACAUAUUAUUUUGUAAACAUGAAGUAUUUAUCUGCCUAUUCUUAUUUUAAAAUGAAGUUAUUAAACUAGUUCAGUUUAUUUUUAAAAUCUUCAAUCAAAGACUAUUAAUAUACACAUUUUGUAAAAAAAAAAACCCCAAAACAUAUAAAUAUAUACAUAUAUGUAUUUUAUGAUAGUGACUGCAGCAAGGCUUGGUUUUUCCUUGCUGUGAAAUUGACAUUACUGAAGACAACAUAUUUUAUAUUAAAAAGAAAUCAAGUAUCCUAUCAGAGCGUGUACAGUUUUUAUGUUGUUUUAUUUGACUUAAAAAGCUGGAAUACAGAAACAAAGUGAGUUCAGGCAAAUUCACUGUAUUGUAAUUUAUUUAUAGUAACACAUUUUCCUUGAAGGAAAAUAUUUACUUUAUUUUAAAAAAACAAAUUUUGUUACUCAGUAUUUGUCAUACAGUAGAAUGGAACCAUUGAGCUGGUUUUGUUUCUGAUAACUGAAAUGAAAAUACUAUGUUCUAAAUUUAUUGUUUUUAAAAUCAGCUUUUCUUUCUCUUUCUCUUACAAUGUAACAAGUACUUUUUUGGCACUGUCUUGAUGCGGAAAUAUCACCUGUAGUGUUUUGGUUUUUUAAAUGCCAAGAAACAUUGCAGGGCGCGACUGCUUAUCCUUACUGUGCACUAGUAGAUUGUUCUGUUCUCAUUUCAUUUCUGUCAGAUAUAUCUUUUAUAAUUUUAAGUAUUUUUCUGUUUAACGAGGGAAGGAAGGUGACAGAUCGUGUUUUAACUUUUGUUUAGAAAAAGCACUUGGCAGUUUAUUGUAUUGUUUAGAAACGUAGUAUUUAACAGUUUUAUUAUUUGUAUAUUCCAGAAAUUGGUUGGGAAAUAAUCCCAAUUAUCAUAGGACAUAAUUUUUCUUCAAUUUCCUCAUAGGUCUUGCAUUCCAAAGUUCAUUACCUUCAAUGAACUGCAUCUGUUCAGUUCAAAAACUUAAAAUCAUGCUGCGUCUGGUGCUUGAAACCAAUGUACGGCAAACUGGGACAUGUUAUUACAUAUAGCUAUCAUAAAUUCCACAGCUGCAUCUGAAGUAGCAGCUUUUGUUUGGGGAAGUAGGAUAACACUGAUGUGAAUUUUGGCAGUCAUUCAACCAAGGCUUUACUUUGCACAAAUAAAAUAAAAUAAAAUAAAUCUGUACUUCUCCAAUUUCUGAGCCAUUAGCAGAAUUUCCUCUGCAGUUCAAUUCUUUUCCCAUCACUUUCCAUAAAUUCUACAAACACUUAGAUUAAGAAAAAACUGAAGGCAGAAUUUUCCGAGAUGCUAUAUCUGCCACUAAACAAUAUUCUAAUAAGUAUUCUUAGCAAAUAUUCCAUGAAAUGCUACUGCUCAAGCAGUGGUACAUUUACAAUGUAUUUUUUAUCUUUGAUAAUUUUUAAAAUUUUCAUUCUUUGUUAUCCCUUUUUUCUGUAAUAUUCUUUGAUUUCUCAGAUUAAAGCAUUUAAAGUUGUAAUCCUAACUUGUAUCAUUCUGGCAGCCUAUUCUGACUACGUAUUUAAUGCACAAUUGUAAAUGUAUCUUCCUUUUCCCAGUGCUAAUGAUUUCCAUGUUGAAUGGCAUAUGUUCUGGUAUGGAGCUGAGAAUGUUAUACUGAAUGUAGUUCUUUAUUUGGUAAGAUAGAUGUAUGUGCUUAAGCACUUCAGAGAGAUACAUUGUUCAAUUAGCUUCCCUAUCGUUGAAAUAAGUUUUCUUGGGCUGUAGAAUUGCUUGUAGUUUUUGAUAAUUUGGGACUGUCACCUGAAAUUCCUGAGAUUGCCACUUUUCAUGUCUUGCUAAUGUAUACAAAUACUGUUUUAUUAUAUGCUUAUACGUAUUCAGUUUCAGUUACCCAAAGAUUAAUGUCCUGCAGAAAGUAAGCAGGGUCAUCAGUAAGAAAUCAGCAGUUUUAUAUAGGUCACUGUCAAGUCAAACCUUGAUUAUAGGGUUGUUUUUUAAAGUAAGAAAACAGUGCCUUAGGGAGAUCUGGUGCCAAAGAAAGUUGUUAUUAAGCUAGAUAGAAGUGAACAGGUCUUUCAUUCUUUCAAACCUGAGAGUUGUUAAACAUCAUGAAAUCCUAACCAAACAUUGUUUUCCAUUAUCUGUGUUCUGAGGCAAUGAUUCUAAAUCAUAUAUAAUGUGAAUUAUUAAAUCUAAUUUGAAAACUGACAGAGCAACCCUAUGUGUCUGCUCAGAAGUGACACCAGUGACUUCUGAAGGAUUUGCUCCCCCAAAAUGUGCAUAGGAUUGCAGCCUAACUCUGUUAAAUGAACAUAAAUUUUGUAAGAUCACCCUUCAGCUGACACGUUACAAAUUUUCCCAUUUGUCAGUGUAACGGAAAAUGAAAAUGAUUAUUAUCAUCAUCAGUGAUUGCCCUACAGAAUCUCAGUGUGUUAGCAGAUUGAAAAAGUGUCUUGUGUUUGAAAAACUGACCCAAGUAUGUCACAGCAUACAAGUAGGAAGAAAUGGCUAGAACUGGGAUUGAAGUCCAAACAGAAAACUAGCUGGUCAUUGCACCAGUAGUACAAAAAUUGGGAAUAAUUUAAGUUACUUGCUGGUCAUAUGGUUCUUAUCCAAAGUGUCAGUAUUUUCAGUAAAUUAUUAGUUUUGAGUUAAUGAAUUCUGUGAUUGCCUAGUACAGUAUGUUGAUAGAUUAAGGCAAUGGUUCAAAACCUUGGUUCCCCAGAUACUCUUGGAUUUCAACUCCAAGACACAUUCACCACUAGCUGUGCAGACAAGGGUUUCUGGAGUUGCAGUCCAAGAACGUCUGAGGAACCAAGGUUGGGAACAACUGUUAGGGCAAAAACUCUUAUCCAUUUAAAAAAUGUAGUAGAGAAAGAGGGCUUCCCAUUUCUUCUAAUCUGAAGAUGAAUAAUCACUG